CUGCUGCUAGCGGCGUCAGCCUGAGCCUUAUCACCAUCUGAUUAUGGGAGUGUGAUGUACGUAUAAUGUUUUGAAAAGAAUAUAAAAAUGGGUAACCAUCACGGACAUGGAUCAAAAUCUGGAAAUGCCACUCCAAAUUCUGCAGUACAUUCACGCAAUGGAUCUAGAAAGAGUAUAACUGGCUCAGUUUCAGAGACAGAUAGCCAGAGUCAAGAGAAGCCUAGUCAAAUGUUACCUGUAGAAAAACUAGCAAAGAUUCUGACGGAAAAGUCUCAAAUUGAGGAAGGCGUAAAUGGAAUAACUUUACAAGUAUUCAGCCGUUGCUUGUUUCCAAGAUAUCUAGUUCUUGGAGAGAAAUUGUUCAAAUAUUUUCACAAGGCCUGCAAUUCGAAAAAUACUUACAUCAAUACGAAUGCCUUUAAACAACAGUGCGAGACCUAUUUAGGGAUAAUAGAUGACGAAAAAGUACGCGAAAUAUUAGUAAAAAUGUGGACUUCCUAUGAUGAAGAAAAAGGUGUUGAUGUUAUGACUCCAGACGAUAUGAAAUCGUUACUCAUGUCAACAUACCACAUAAGCAUGGAUCAUUAUUCAGAAGGUCCCCAGAUGUGCCUGUCUUCUAAUAAGACCCUCAAGGCUGUAGUUGAUAGUUGUUUUCAUACUAAAAAAAGCCUUUCAUCUUCUUUUGUUACCCACUGGAUAGAAAGUAAUAUUCCUAGAUUGUUGUUUCCUCUACACAGAUAUGCUGUUCAUUCUUUGGCUACUUCUUGGCGAACUCUGGAAGAAAGUGAACCCAACUUAGCUGCUGGUGAAAGAAGUGAAAUUGAAGAACGUCCAGGUAAAAAAAAUGCUUUUUGAUGUUUAAUUGCUAAA
Messenger RNA from Leptinotarsa decemlineata (Colorado potato beetle), 870 nucleotides. RefSeq lists its product as uncharacterized. The record is from RefSeq and is a predicted model, not a curated record. NCBI's taxonomy places the organism in Eukaryota, Metazoa, Arthropoda, Insecta, Coleoptera, Chrysomelidae.